AUAUUUCAAUGUUCAUCUGUGGUUUCCAGUUCACACUUUCUGUUAUUAUUUUCAAUAUUUUGUAUUUUUACUUUUCACAAGAGUUAAAGAAAAUAUUGUAUUAAGAGAUUGAAAUAAAGGAAGAUUUAAUGGAUUUUAAGUAAAAUAUUCAUAAAAUAAGUAACGAAAUGAUAAUUUUUUUUAUUCGUUUAAAUGGAGCACCAUCGUCAUUUAAUGCGUAGAAAGGAGGAGUAAUAAGAAGUAAGUAAGUGUGGCAGUGAAGGGAGAUGUCGCGAGAAGGCGAAGUCGAAGGAGCAGAGAAGGCACGGCUAGAAAGCAUAGCUAACGAGCUUAUGCAGGAGUGCAGGCAUAGCGCGCCUGGAGCUCGUCUUACUGCCCGAGUGCGCACUGCACUUGAAAGAUUGUCUCCAGUCCAACGACGCGAGGUUGUGUCUCGUACCCGCGAUGGCUGUGCCCCAUUGUUCGUCGCGUGCCGUAGGGGCAACGCUGAGUUAGCUGAGUAUCUUGUUCACGUGUGUGAUGCUCCUCUGGAGCAGCGCGGUGUCUAUGAAGUACCAGAUGAUCGUUCAGCGCACUCUGUCACGCCAUUGUGGUGCGCCGCCGUAGCCGGGCGGCUCGCUGCCCUCACAGUACUUGCCGAUGCGGGAGCCGACCUCAAUGCAGCCUCCGACUCGGGCUCUACGCCUGUACGCUCCGCUUGCUUCAUGACGCACUUGGACAUUGUAGAAUUUCUUGUGCAACGGGGCGCUGACGUUAACCGGCCCAACCAUCACGGAGGUACAUGCCUCAUUAACUCAGUUCAGUCAGCACGUCUUUGUGCCUAUCUAUUGCAGCACGGUGCGCGAGUCGACGCCUGUGAUACCCAGAACAAGACUGCCCUUCACUAUGCAAUCCAGGAGCACCGCGUUGAAACCGCGCGCCUGCUUCUACGCCAUGGUGCAUCGCCCCAUCUAACGUCGCGCGCUGGUGACGACGCUCUACGCUCUGCCUGCCUUAAAGGUGCCUCACAAAUUGUUGCGCUCCUACUGUCCACGGUACCGUACGAGACCGAGCGAUGCGCCGACGCGCACGAAUUGCUCGGUGCUACGCAGCUCGACGAGUUCAAUGACGUCGCCGCGGCUCUAGCGUCUUGGCGUCGGGCCACUGACAUCCGUUACGAGGUCGACGGCUACAUCGAGAAGCGGCCUUGGCUGCCGCAGGAACCAGACGGGGAAGCGCUUUGGGCGGUCGCCGGCGACGCUCUCGAAGGAGCCCACGAGUGGCGCACCCUAGAAGAACUCGAGGAGUUGGCAACCGAUGCGGAUUUGCUGCGAACGCAGGCGUUGCUGGUGGCUUCAAGGACACUAGGGCCCUCGCACAAGGACUGCAUGUUUCGGCUCAUGUAUCGAGGCGCAGCUUAUGCCGACGCCGGCCGGUAUCAGCGUUGUAUCGAUCUGUGGACCUGGGCGCUGCACGUGCGAAUCGUGCGCGACACGCUACUGCACGCAGACGCUUGUCAUACUGCCAGUGCCCUCACUCGCCUAUUGAUUGACGCGCAGGCGGGUCGUCUUGAGCGUGCCUUUCGUCUGCCGCGUCACGAGGACGUGGCGCGCGUAUUUGCACUCGUCGCGGAUCACCUACCGGAGUGCCGUCGCGCUUUGAACGCGAGACCGAUGCACAAAAAACAGGCGGAGACGUUUGAUCGUGCUCUGCGCUGCGUGACACACUUGCUACAUCUACUACUGGCGACAGCGCGCGAUGACCGGCAACUCGAGAGUACAGCGGCAGCCGCUCGGCGUCUGGUGGAGGCCGACAUACGCAGUGCUCACACAGGCGAUACUCUAUUGCAUCUGGUGGUUUCGCGGCUAAACGUGGUGCGGUCAACGUACUUCACGGACGAGGCGGGCGUUUUUCCCAGUGUGGAGGUGGCUAAACUACUGCUGGCGUGCGGUGCCAAUCCUCGUGUUCGCAACGAGGCACGAUCGACGGCGCUGCAUGUGGCGGCCAUUCCUUACAAUCAGUCUCUACAAAUGGUCGAGACGUUGUUAGCAGGCGGUGCACAUCUGGACCAGCCCAACAAGUUCGGCGACUCGGCGGGCGAGUUGCUGGCCUUGAGUGGUGGGGCACGAAUACGGACUCUGAUGCACACAACCCUGGCAUGUCUUGCAGCUCGCGCUCUGCUUGCGGCCGCACCGCCACCUCCACACUUGCCCGCUGCUCAAACGCUUUACGCCCAACUGCUGCCGCGCACCCUGCUCGAUUUUCUGGAUCUUCAUCGCCCCAUGCUACCGCCGUAGCUCAUUAUAAGUACCUUAUCAUUCAUAAGUAUGUAUGUAUAUAUUGUAUCUUGUAUAUUUGGAAAUAAUUAAAAGUUAAUCUAAUGGAAAAAAUCUUAUUUUUGCCUCGUUAACCGAGUUAGAUUUUAUGUAUGAAUACCUAAAAUAACCGUAUUGUAUAUUAUCAAAGACAAUAAAAGUAUUAGACUAGCUAUGUUAGAGUAAUAACAGAAGUAAAGUUGAAACCGAUUAUAACGUCAUCGUUUACAACGACCGAUCGGUUAUUACAGCCAGAUUGUAAGGUCCCGCCCGAAUCUCUAGUAAACUAUUCAGCAAACAUACCGUCUAUAACAACACCGGAUACAGCGACAUAUCGCUUACAACGAAGACAACUUUAUCCAUAUCAUCGACUGUAACGACCAACCGCUUCUUGUCCCAGGAAAACAAAAUAAUACGGAAGAUUUUAAAUCUUAUUGAUAAGCAUCAAAGGAAUAACUACGCACUUUCUCCCACCUCAUCCAAACCUCUUCCCGGCCAUUUGACAAAUUCUUGCAAAAGCUGAAAGUAACAAUCAUAACAAAAGUAAUAAUACAAAUAUCGGUUUACUUUCAAUAUUUAUUUGUGGUAGUAACUGGUAUAAGUUUAACAUUUCUAUAAAAAUAAUCUCAGUUCUUUUAAUAUAGCCUUUUAGCUGCACAAUAAACACGUAAUUUUAAAAAACUUGGCAGUGAUUGUUAUGUAUCACAGCUUUGGUCGGGAUCUGCAUUCAAUGCCCUCAUUACGUCUUUUAACGUCAAAAUAUUCUCAUAUCUCGUAGAAGGUUCAUGAUAUUGU
Pieris rapae (cabbage white) is the source of this 3089-nucleotide messenger RNA. It is a transcript of the gene m-cup, whose product is annotated as protein fem-1 homolog A. The record is from RefSeq and is a predicted model, not a curated record. Gene Ontology annotation, molecular function: protein binding. The coding region runs from base 267 to 2276 and encodes 669 amino acids. The transcript is spliced from 3 exons. Lineage: Eukaryota; Metazoa; Arthropoda; Insecta; Lepidoptera; Pieridae.